Molecule: messenger RNA, 2628 nt
Organism: Entamoeba invadens IP1
Lineage: Eukaryota; Evosea; Mastigamoebida; Endamoebidae
Exons: 2
Coding region: 1-2628 (875 amino acids)
Molecular function (GO): protein binding
Source: RefSeq, a predicted model, not a curated record
AUGUCAAGUGACUUUCAAUUGAUUGAAAAUACACUGUCGCUCUCUUACGAUACACACACAUCAGCAGAGAAGUUAGAUCACAAAACAAUUACAAUCACCAAUUUGUUUGAUAAGAUGGACCCUCCGCCUAAAGGAUGGGAGACUUCAAUUAACGAGUUUCAGCCCCCCGCUUAUAACAUGCACACUUUUUCUAAAGUAGAAAAUAAUAUUAUUCGUGUUAGAACUGCCGUUUUAGUUCCAUAUUCGUUUCAAGACAUAUUAAAAGAAGUCCACAACCCGGUGAACAUCUUUUUGACAAAUCCCCAUGUCCUUGAAGUCACCUCGCGUGAUUCAACUCGGAUGCACUUUAAAUGUGCGGUGAAUGGAUAUGACGACUCCGUUUUUUACUUUAAUUGUAAAACGCGUUUAGAAAUGUAUACCGACGACGACUUCAAACCACACAAUGAAUUAUUUUCUUCAAACAAAACACAAAAAAGUUCCUCAGAGAAUUAUGAAGGAGUUGAAUCCUUUGAAACUCAAAAGAAGAUGUCUCGCAGUUCAAAGACGGUGUUUCUCUUCUACGACUUCAAACCCGACUAUUGGGAGUAUUACUGCCUUGUAUGUCAAAGAGAGAGAGACGGGUGUUCCAUCACUUUAGAACUAGCUACUAAAGCUCCAUGUGUCACCAAAUGGUAUGUUGAGUUAUUUCAUUCAUGUCGAAUUAUCGUUCAUUAUUUCCUCAUCUCUUUGAGUAAAAACACAAACAACUACGUCGCCGCAACACUGAAAAAGAAGUUUGAGGAAAUCAUCCGAUUUGUCCCUCCCGACUAUCGCCUUUGCCAGAGAAAUCGAUUCUCGGAAACAUACGUCACGCGAGACUUCUCGAAUAUCAUCAUUCGAAAUUACACACUAAACUCGAUCCAAAUCGAUAUGGAAAAGGUGAUAGAAGCACUCUUCCUGUGGAGCUCCGAUAACGUCUUGUUCGACAAAGUGCAGAAGAUCGGCACAUUUAAUGGCCUCAAUUCUUUGCAUGCAGAGUCUUCUUUAUUGGCAGCUAAUACCACUGUGUUGGAUAUCGUCACGGCUUCCUGUGUGUUUGAAGGUAACAUCUUUGUGUGUGGACACUCAUUAAAGAAGUUGCCUAAUUGCCCACAUCGCCACGACGGAAUUGAACAAACGGAAUGUUUGUUAGCAGGUUUUGAGACGAGAAAAGUGAAUGAAAUGAUUAAGACAAGAUGUGUGUUACAAUUUUAUAUACCAUCGUUCAGAAAAUUGGGCUUUGGUGGUAUUAAAAAGAGAAUAACAAUUUUUAUGGCUCGACUCACGUUUCUUAUUAAAGCAGUCGAGUACUCGGUGGUCCCCCAAAUUAUUCAUUCGGAAAGAAAUAUGUUUUUAACUUCUCUUCAAAUCCUCAAAGCUUCAAUGUGUAUGAAAGAUAAAUUCAACAAAAUGGCCAACGAAUUUAAAAAAAUUGAGGAACAAAAGAAUUUUAAGUUGAAUUUGGAUAUUUUAAAUAACAAUGUGUUGAUGAAGAUACUCCAAUAUUUGAGACUUAAACACAUCGUUUCUUUGAAACUUACGUGCCGGAAAUUCUACCAACAAAUUGCAACGUGUCAGUCUACUUUAAAAGCGAUUUACACGAAAUACUAUGACCCUAAAACAUUUGGUAAGUUGUAUGAAGAAUGUAGCAAAUCACAAUGCACAUCACCAUCAGACCCAGUUGAUUAUUACACUACAGUGCUGAGACACGAACAACAGAAUCUGCACUGGAGGUACACAUACACGACACUACACAAAAAAAGGCAUCGAGUGUAUGACACGCCCAUCACACAUAUCUUUCCAACGCCGGACAAUCAGUAUGUCAUAGUCAGUGAAGAUGGCAAAGCGUCAUUACAAGACUACGCCACUAAUAACAAACGAGUUGAGUGGGUUUUUAUGAAAAAAGUAGUUGCUUCAUCGUUCAUAGGAGGAUGUUUAAGUGGGCAGAAAUCGACUGAAAAAAUGUUUUACCAGUUCACUGGUGGGACGUCAUCAGUCAUUCAGUGGGACAACCUAAAGGAAGUUGAGACGUACAAAACGGUGAAUGUGGAUGGUGCAGCGUUUGUUGGGAACAGUAAGUUUGUUGGGUGGAAAGGGAAGCGAAUAGUUAUAUAUGACAUUAGUGUGUUGAAAGAGAUUGAGUCUUAUAGUAAAACGGAUAGUAUAGUUGAAACCAUUCACGACUAUAAAGAAGACCAAUUUCUUGUUGUGUCUAGUGAUAAGAGUGUCGCUGGAUUUGAUAGUCGAAGUAAACGAAGUACUUUUCUGUUUAAAGGAGGAGUGCCUUAUGGAGGGGUCGAUUGGUUUGACUGGAAUGUUGUGAUUGGAAACAUCGAAGGGAUAGUCGAAAUGUGGGACGUGAGGUACCCAAGAAUGUGUGUGAACAAUACGGUUGUUGGCGGGAUGACAAAUGCUUUGAGGUGUUAUAACAGAAAAGUUGUGGUGGGGACACAGAACAAAUUGGUCGAAAUGGCGUUUUGUGAUAAAGGAAGAAUGGAACAGUUUAAUUGUUUGUAUCAACAUGAACACCCAGUCACGUCAGUGUAUUUUAAAGAUGAUGUAUUGGUAACAGGGUCAAAUGAUGGGGUCGUAUAUUCAACUACAUUUUGA